AGAGGAAUUUUGCUGAAUAGAAGGUGAGGAAGGAUAAAUACAAGGCAGGCUUAUCUUUGGGCAUUUGCGUUGUCAAAUAAGUGAGAAACGGCGAAUGCAAUGUCGGAAAGAAGGGUUCUGCUGAUCUGCGGUGACUAUGCCGAGGACUCCGAGGUGAUGGUCCCUUUCCAAGCCCUGCAAGCAUACGGCGUGUCUGUGGAUGCUGUUUGCCCCGGAAAGAAGGCUGGCGACUUUUGCCGCACCGCUAUUCAUCAGUCUUCGGUCCAUCAGACCUACAGCCAGUCCCGUGGUCACAAUUUUACACUGAAUGCAUCAUUUGAUGAAAUUGACCACACCCAAUAUCAUGGUUUGAUUUUACCGGGAGGGCGAGCUCCUGAAUAUCUUGCUGUGAAUGAAUCUGUAGUGGACCUAGUGCGCAACUUUGUCAAUUCUGGAAAGCCAGUUGCCUCGAUUUGUCAUGGUCCAUUGAUACUGGCUGCUGCUGGAUCAGUUAAUGGUCGCAAAUGCACUGGUUACCGUGCUGUGAGACCUGCUCUCAUUGCUGCUGGUGCACUGUGGGUAGAACCUGAAACCUUGGCGGCUUGUGUCGUUGAUGGCAAUAUCAUUACUGGGUGUACAUAUAAGGGACAUCCUGAGUUCAUCAGGCUCUUUGUGAAAGCACUAGGAGGCAUCAUAACCACACCAAAAAAAAGGAUCCUAUUUCUUUGUGGGGAUUAUAUGGAAGAUUAUGAAGUAACUGUUCCUUUCCAGUCACUUCAAGCUCUGGGGUGCCAUGUAGAUGCAGUUUGUCCAAAGAAGAAGGCUGGUGAUACCUGCCCAACUGCCGUCCAUGAUUUUGAAGGUGACCAAACUUAUAGUGAGAAGCCAGGCUAUGAUUUCACUCUGACAGCUAACUUUGAGGGCAUAGAUGCCUCAAGUUAUGAUGCUCUUGUCAUCCCUGGGGGUCGAGCACCAUCAUAUUUAGCAUUAGAUGAGACAGUGAUUGCUUUAGUGAAGAAAUUUAUGGAGUCCAGGAAACCAGUUGCAUCCAUUUGCCAUGGACAGCAAAUUUUAGCCGCUGCUGGAGUUCUCAAGGGGAUGAAAUGUACUGCAUACCCGGCUGUGAAACUUAACGUGGUCUUGGCAGGAGCAACCUGGUUAGAACCUGAUCCUAUACAUCGAUGCUUCACUGAUGGAAAUUUGGUAACUGGUGCAGCUUGGCCAGGGCACCCAGAGUUCAUUUCUCAAUUAAUGGCUUUGCUCGGUAUUAAAGUUACCUUCUAGCUGAUCCUCGAUAUCAGCUUUGUGAGUCUAUAUAGGUGUAUGGUGCAAAUGUUGUAAAACUCAUGUGAAUAUGUGACUUCAUUCACGCAACUGGUUAUGCAACCAGUAAGGCCUAACAUGGUCACAAUGCUAAUAAGGUUGCAAAAAGCCACGAACUGGUAUUCCCUGUUCCCCCGUUGUCCUAACAUUUCCCUCUUUGUUGUUUUUAACAGGCUUCCUUUGUGUA
Messenger RNA from Theobroma cacao (cacao), 1489 nucleotides. RefSeq names its product Class I glutamine amidotransferase-like superfamily protein (gene DJ1D). The record is from RefSeq and is a predicted model, not a curated record. Lineage: Eukaryota; Viridiplantae; Streptophyta; Magnoliopsida; Malvales; Malvaceae.